CGCAUCUUCUGUUGUUCAUAGCGUGAGUUUUCUUCUUCAUCACUACCAGAAAAAAAUGGGAUCUUUUCUAUCAAGCUUGUUUGGAGAAGGAUCAGAUGGUAAGAAUGCAUCAACAUCAUCAGAAACUCCUGCUAUUAUCGCUUUUCAUUCUUCAGAAAGGUGGCAGCUCCACUUCAAUGGCUGUAAAGAUUCUACCCAACUGCUGGUUAUAGAUUUUGCUGCAAGUUGGUGCGGCCCCUGCAAAUUUAUGGAGCCAGCAGUACAGGAGAUGGCUAAUAAAUUUUCUGAUGUUCAGUUUGCCAAAAUUGAUGUAGACGAACUAUCUGAUGUGGCACAGGAAUUUAAUGUGCAGGCAAUGCCUACAUUUGUGUUGAUGAAGCAAGGGAAGGAACUGGAUAGGGUGGUUGGGGCCAGGAAGGAUGAGCUUGAGAAGAAGAUUGUGAAGUACAGAGGACGAACUUGAGAAGAAGAAUGUGAAAUACAGAGCUCUAUAAAAGGGUUUUCUGCAUGCGUGUUAUUCACUUUGUAUUUCUAAUUCGAAAGAAUAAUUGAUAAUGUAACUAUAUUGUUGCUUCUGGGUUUGAGUUAAUUCAGAAGAUUGUGAAAUACAUAUAAUGAUAUGGGUUUGAGUGAAUUUUAUAUUGCUGGCUA
Molecule: messenger RNA, 651 nt
Organism: Mangifera indica (mango)
Lineage: Eukaryota; Viridiplantae; Streptophyta; Magnoliopsida; Sapindales; Anacardiaceae
Product: thioredoxin H2
Exons: 3
Coding region: 56-463 (135 amino acids)
Source: RefSeq, a predicted model, not a curated record